This is a messenger RNA of Ochotona curzoniae (black-lipped pika), 2464 nucleotides long. Its product is annotated as disintegrin and metalloproteinase domain-containing protein 20-like. Gene Ontology annotation, cellular component: plasma membrane; sperm head plasma membrane; external side of plasma membrane. Lineage: Eukaryota; Metazoa; Chordata; Mammalia; Lagomorpha; Ochotonidae. The transcript has a single exon. The record is from RefSeq and is a predicted model, not a curated record. Bases 179 to 2464 code for a protein of 761 amino acids. Gene Ontology annotation, molecular function: metalloendopeptidase activity. Gene Ontology annotation, biological process: male gonad development; proteolysis.
UCUUUUGAUUUUCACUUUCAGCACUACCAAGCUGAUGUUCCACCUCUGACAAGCUCAACUUGGGACACCAAGAAGCUCAGAGAGAGGAGUUAGACCAGCAUUGCUCAUAGCACACCCUCUUUUGCUCUGGAGAGUGACUCCAGAACAACUGCUCCAUCUUAGGAAUCGGUGGGAAGCCAUGCAUGUUAGGGUCACUCUUCUGUUGUUCUGGCUUGGGGUAUUACUGUCGAGUCCUGAUCUCUCCCAGAAUUUCAGCUCUGUGGAAGUGGUGAUCCCCCUGAGGGUGACGAGCAAGGGCAGAGGUGUAGGGUCCCCAGGAUGGCUCUCCUACAGCCUGCGGUUUGGGGGCCAGAGACACGUUGUCCACAUGAGGGUCAAGAGGCUCCUGAUUUCCACACACCUCCCUGUGUUCACCUACUCAGAGCAGCAUGCCCUCCAGGAGGAUUACCUCUUUGUCCCUGAGGACUGCUUCUAUCAUGGCUUUGUGGAGGGGGAUCCUGAGUCCCUGGUCGCUCUCAGCACCUGUUAUGGGGGUUUUCGAGGAAUGUUACAGAUAAACAACCUCAUGUAUGAAAUUGAACCGAUUGAGUACUCCACCACCUUUGAACACCUGGUGUCUCAGAUUGACAGUGAUGACACACAAUCCCCACCCAUGAGAUGUGGCUUAACAGAAGAGUUGAUAGCUCAGCAACUGGCAUUGCAAGCGUCAUAUAACUUCACUGUGGAACCACGUUCUCGACUGAAUUGGUGGACACACUGGCGCUAUAUUGAGCUGGCAGUGGUUGUGGACCAUGAGCGAUAUGUUUUCUCUCAAAGCAAUGAGUCACGAGUUCAGUAUGAUGUAUUUCAUGUUAUUAAUGCAGUGGAUGAAUAUUAUAAGCACAUGGAGGUUGAUGUCACUCUGAUGGGGAUGGAAAUCUGGACUACAAGCAACCUAAUAGACACCACUGGUGAUUUAGAGCCAGUCCUACAGAGAUUUUCCUUUUGGAAAUUUCUGGGUUUUGAUAGUCGUGUUCACAAUGAUGUUGCACAUCUUAUCAGAAAAGAAUUAUAUGGGAUUCAACUUGGUAUUGCCUAUGUUGGAGGAAUAUGUCUUCGUCUUUUAAACAGUGGAGUUAAUACUUUUGAUGAUGAUAAUUUAAUCAGUUUUGCAAACACUUUGAGUCAUGAACUGGGACAUAAUCUAGGUAUGUUGCAUGAUACUGAAACAUGUACAUGUGGAGAUCGGUUUUGCAUAAUGUAUCCCAGCAAACAGGACUCUCGUCGUUUCAGCAACUGCAGUUAUUCUCAAUAUAUGGAAACUGUGAUCAGUACUGGCACCUGCGUUCUCUCUCCUGCAAGACCACGGCACAUCACAAGGUUGCGAUUCUGUGGGAAUGGAGCAGUAGAAGAGGGGGAGGAGUGUGACUGUGGAUCCUUACGGGAGUGCACAAAAGAUCCGUGCUGCACAUCAACCUGCUCACUGAAGCCUGGGGCUGCUUGUGGUCAUGGAGCUUGUUGCAAAAAAUGCGAACUGCUGCCAUCUGGGACUGUAUGUAGGGAGAAGACCAAUGAGUGUGAUCUUCCAGAGUGGUGCAAUGGGACUUCACCUGAGUGUCCAGAAGACGUGUACCUACAGGACGGCAUUGAGUGUGGUACAAAUUCCUACUGCUAUCAAAAGUCUUGUAAUAGCCAUGACAUUCAGUGUAAAGAGAUUUUUGGCAAAGAGGCCUCGAGUGCGUCUGCCAGUUGUUACAGUGAAAUGAACACCCAAGGAGAUCGCUUUGGCCACUGUGGUAUUCCAGACACCACAUAUGUAAAAUGUACGGCUCCUGAUGUCAUGUGUGGGCGAGUCCAAUGUCAAAAUGUUUUCACACUUCCCGCAUUGAAAGAUCACUACACAGUGCAUCAAUCUCACAUCAACGGCACCACCUGCUGGGGCACAGAUUAUCAUUUAGGGAUGUCCAUACCUGACAUAGGUGAAGUGAAGGAUGGCACAGUGUGUGAUACAGGCAAGAUGUGCCUCAAGCAGAAGUGUGUUGCUAGGCUUCAACCAUCGGUAGACUGUCAGAGGCGGCACUGCAACAUGAGAGGUGUCUGCAAUAAUAAACAGCACUGUCACUGUCACUCAGGAUGGGCACCUCCCAACUGCACUGUGGAAGGCCUUGGAGGCAGUGUAGAUAGCGGUCCACCACCUCUACCUCCGGGUGCAACAAUACCACCUCCUGAAGAUUACCCAUCACCACCUCCAGAAAGCCCUACAACACCUGAUGCUAACCCAACCUCAACUGUGGAGAGCCCAGAAGUGACUGAAAAUCAUCACAUGCCAAGAACAAUUUUCACUUCUGCUUUAAUCUUCAUUCCUUUUGCCGUGUUUUGUUUGUGUUGCUGGCUUAUGCUAUGUAAGGAUAAUGAAAACGAAGAUGAAAUGCAGGAUAAUGAAGAUGAAAAGGAAGAAGAAGAAGAAGACAUGAGUGAAAUGUGA